UCCCCUCGCCUCGCGUGCAGCCCCCGGCUUCUGCCGCUGCCGCCCCCUCCUCCUCCACCCUCUCCUGCUCCUCCUCUUGGGCUGCCCUCCGCUCGGUGUCCAGAGCCCCCCUUGGGGGCCCUCCAGACAGCCCCUUGCUCGGGGCUGUUCCGUCCUCCCGUUGGCCCUCCCUCUUCCAGCAGUUUACAUAUUUAUCUCUCCUGGCCGGGCUUCCAGCCCGAGAUCCUAGAGUCGACCCUGCUGCUUGUGCGGAGGGCCCUCUGGGCGCCUGUCCGCGCUUGGAGCUGCCCAGCUCCUCCUCUACCCUUUGGGCAGCCUUUGCUCCCAGGCUCGCUGGGCUUCUCCCAGACUCCUAGAGGUGAUGGGGAGUUCUUCGAGCCGUUGCGAUUCUGCAGUUUAUGGCCAUGGCCUUGGCCACCUCGGGCUUCUGGCCGGGGGCUUUCUGCUCCUGUGACCACCUUCUUAAUUGGGGACUCCAAGCCUGCUUUCAUCGCUGCAGCCCCUCAUAACCGCAGAGGUGCUCACCAGGCCCCCAGCAGGAUCUGCUGCAUGUGAUGAAAGUGUCUACUCUCAGGGAAAGCACAGCCAUGGCUUCCCCACUGCCCCGGGAGAUGGAGGAGGAGCUGGUGCCUGCUGGCUCGGAGCCAGGUGAUCCUCGGACCAAGCCUCCUGUCAAGCCCAAGCCCCGGGCCCUGCCCAGCAAGCCAGCUCUGCCUGCCAAGCCCAGCCUGCUGGUGCCUGUUGGACCCCGGCCUCCUCGGGGUCCUCUUGCUGAGCUACCUUCUGCCCGAAAGAUGAACAUGCUGGCAGGACCCCAGCCCUAUGGUGGCAGCAAACGUCCCCUCCCAUUUGCACCAAGGCCUACAGCUGAGACACCUCCUGGAGGAGAAGUUACCCAAGAACCCGGGAAAGAAGAGGCUGAGAAAGAGGAGCUGCCCCCUUUCACACCUCCAGCUCGAUGUGCUGCCCCAGGAGGUGUGCGAAAGGCCCCUGCUCCCUUCCGUCUGUCUUCUGAGAGGUUUGCGUCCAGCACAGUGGAAGAGAUCUUGGCCAAGAUGGAGCAGCCUCGGAAGGAGUUCCCUGCCAGCCCUGAUCGCCUCUGGGGCUCCCGCCUCACUUUUAACCAUGAUGGCAGCUCUCGGUAUGGCCCCAGGACCUACGGUACAGUCACUGGUCCUAAAGAAGAGGAUGAAAAGACCCCUGCCAGGGAAUGGCCCCAGGAAGGCCCAGCAGAGUCUCCAGCAGAGUAUCAGAAAGAACAGAGCAAGAUCUCAGAGGAGAGGAGCCCUGCUUCCAGUCUGGCUGUCAAUGGGGAUUUGGCUAAACCCGCCAACUCUGAUCUGUCUACUGAUGGUUCCAAGCCUUGGGUAUCCUCAAGUCCAGGCCCUGUCUCCAAGCAUGAAGGCUCUAUAAGUUCAGGCCUCCCCACGGAAGUCUCAGGCUCAGCCCCUGAGUCUCCCCAGCAGAGCUUUUCCUGCCACUCUGAAAUGAGAAUCCCAGACGCCCAGAGUCCAGCAGCUUCUGAGGCCUCUCUCUGCUUCCCUGCAACUCCAGCGUCCGCAAGUGUAUCACCUAGUUUGUCCUCCAGUGCAGCCAUGCCUGUUGGGGUCUCUUGCCAUUCCCCUACCCCGGGGCUUCCUCUUGAGGCAACCUCAGAGGCUCAGAUACCCAGUAGUCCUCUCCCGGAGACGGUCUCAGUGCAUAAAAGCCCAGAGCAGCCCUUAGCCAUCUCACCCCGGCCAUUGGUUGAGGGAGGUGAGCUGCUGGAUCUGGUGAGGACGUUUCCAUACGGGGAGGAGGCAGCACCCAAGGCUGAUGCAGACCCCCGCCCCGGCAACCUGGGUCAGCGUCGGUUCUCUGAAGGGGUGCUCCGACCACCGAACCAAGACCAAGGGAAGCUGGGGGGCUCCCUGGCUGCCCUGCCUCAAGCCCAGGGGAGCCAGUCGGCACUAGAUCGUCCCUUUGGGAGUGGUACAGAAUCUAACUGGAGUUUGUCACAGUCAUUUGAGUGGACCUUCCCCACACGGCCCUCAGGUCUGGGGGUGUGGCGGCUGGAUUCUCCACCCCCCUCUCCCAUUACUGAAGCCAGUGAGGCUGCUGAGGCUGCCGAGGCCAGUAACUGGGCUAUGUCUGGAAGGGAAGCAAUGUCCCAGCCAAGACAAGGGGCCCUGUCAUCUCCAGAGGGCCCACAAAUGCCAAUUUCUGGAGCACAGGGAGAUGACCCAGACAUCUCCCCACCCCAGAAGAAUGACAGAGGGAGUCUGCCUCAGCCCCUAGCUGUCACCGUCUCUACAACUGAGGGCCCACUCGGAGCUCCUUUACUGCAGGCAGAGGAAAGGUAUGAAGACCUGGAACCACUGCCUGGACAGGAGUCCGCCCUCCCUCAGGCCACCAGGGAGGCGGUCUUGCCCAUGCUGGAGCCAGUGCUGGGGCAGCAGCAGCCAGCACCCUCUGACCAACCCUGCGUCCUCUUUGCUGAUGCUCCUGACCCUGGUCAGGCAUUAGCUGCUGAGGAAGAGUCUGUGACUCUAGCCCAGGCUGAAACUACCCAGCCUGAGACCACCCAACCUAGGACAGGGUCUCAAGACUCCUGUAGGGCAUCCCCUGAGUCUGUAGGCCCUGAAAACAGCUCUCGCUGGCUGGAUGAUCUUCUGGCCUCGCCACCACCCGUUGCUGGCAGCGCGAGGCGGGGAGCUGGAUCUGAACUCACGGAUGCACAGUCUCCGAGCACCUGCUCUGAGGGACUUCUUGGCUGGUCCCAGAAAGAUCUGCAGAGUGAAUUUGGGGUUGUGGCAGACCCGCCUCCCAGCAGGUUCAGUCCUUCCAGAUGGUCCCAAGGUGCUUCUCAGGACUAUGGCUUCGGGGGCACCCACCCUAGAGGAGACCCAGGCCUUGGGGAGAGGGACUGGAGCAGCAAGUAUGGGCAAGGAGCUGGAGAAGGAAGCAGUAGGGAGUGGGCCAGCAGGUGCAGCUUUGGCCAGGAGGAGAUAGAAGUCAGCAGCAGCCAGGACCAGAGCGAAGUGUCUUCCCCAGGAGGACUCACAGCCCAUGAGUGGGCCAUGGGACAGCCAGCCCAGUCUGACACUCAGCGCCAGGACACUGAUGUGCAGCAGUGGGAGUUCAGGAAGGAGGAUUCCCAGGGCUCUUACUCCCGCCGGGAUGCAGAGCUCCAGGACCAGGAGUUCGGAAAGCGGGAUUCCCUGGCUUCUUACAGUAGUAAAGAUGCCAGCCUUCAGGACUGGGAGUUUGGGAAGAGGGAGUCUCUGGGCGCUUACACCAGCCAGGAUGCAGUGGAGCCAUGCCAGGAAUCAGGCAUGAAGGAACACCUGGGUGGCUAUAGCAGCCAGGAUGCCGAGGAGCAGGACCGGGAGUUUGAGAAGAGAGAUUCUUCACUUGGCAUCUACAGUAGCCGGACCUCAGCACAGCAUCAAGACCAAGAGUUCGGGACCAGUGCUUGGAUGCAGGACUAUGGCAGCGACAGCUCCAGGACUCUCAGCUCGCAGGACAGAGGCUUUGGGAUGCCAGCCCUCAGCCCUGGUUUCAGCCCUGAGGAGGCUCGGCAGCAGGAUGAGGAGUUUGAGAAGAAGACUCUGAGUGGGGACGACAGGCUGUGUGAGGCCAGCAGGGAUGCAGAUAGGCCAGAGGAGGGAGAAUCGGGGUGCCUGUUCAGCCCUAGCACCCCCAAAUUGCAAGAGGGGCUCCUUGGUCAGAGAGACCAGAAUAACUGGCAAGACAGUGACACCACCCAGGAGGAUGCACAGCUACAGGGAAGACCACAGACGGGGGGUCAGAGUCCUGCUGAUGCUGAUCUUCAGGAUGGGGAAAUAGGGAAGCUAGGCUGGGCCGGUGAGUUUAGUCUUGGUGUUACAUCCCAUUCAGAGGAAGUAUUUCGUCCAGGGCGGCAAGACUGGAGUGGAGAACUGUGCAUGGAGGCCACCGACAGGAGCCGUCAGUUUGGCAUCAUUGGCAAUGACAGGAUGAGUGGUGCUGGCUUGAGCCCUUCUGGCGAGAUGGGAGGCAGUCACUUUGUGCCUCCUGGAGAGACUGCGUCUGGUCCUGUGGACUGGACUGACCAACUAGGUCUCAGGAACUUAGAAGUGUCCAGCUGUGUGGAUUCUGGGGGCUCAAGCGAGACCAGAGAGAAUACCAUGGGACAAAUGAGCUGGUCAGACAGCCUAAGUUUGAGAGAUGGGGACCUGGCCAGCCAUCUGGCAACUGGGGGCUCUGACGAACCAAGAGGGAUGGGAGUUGGGGAGAAGGACUGGACUUCCAGUGUUGGGGUGAGGAGCAGAGAUUUGCCUGGGGUGGAGGAGGUAAGAGGCCAGAGCCAGACCAGAGAGAGUGGCGUGGGGCAGCCUGACUGGUCAGGUAUGGAGGCUGGAGAGUUCCUUAAGACCAGGGAGCGUGGAGUGGGACAGGCAGAUUGGACACCUGAUCUUGGCCUGAGAAAUAUGGCCCCGGCGGCAGGUUGCAGCCCUGCAGAGCCCAGGGAGCUGGGAGUGGGUCAAGUGGACUGGAGUGACAAUCUGGGUCUGAGGAAUUUGGAGGUGCCUUGUGAUCUAGAGUCUGGAGGAGGUUCUCGGGGCUGUGGAGUGGGGCAGAUGGACUGGGGUCAGGACUUAGGACUCCGGCAUAUGGAGCUCUCUAGGGCCCUGAGUGAAUCCCGGGAGCAUGGUGUGGGGAGGGUGAGCCCUGUUCUAGAGCCUGGCAUCAGAGACAGUGGUGGCUUGUCCACUGGCUUGGAGACCAGAGACCCUUUAGAAGUCAGGGAGCUGGGUGUUGGUGAAACAAGUGGGCCAGAGACUCAAGGUGCAGAUCACAACUUGUCUUUUUUUGAGACCCAUCCUGAAGACCCUGAAAUGGAGACAGAAGGCUCGGGCUUGGGAGUCAGCUCCAGCAGGUGUCUGGCCCGCUCCCCACCCUCUGGCUCCCAGGGCCUCCUUGAGGAGAUGCUAGCAGCCAGCAACUCUAAGGCAGCCACUGGACAGGAAUCAGCUGUCUUAGGACUCAGGGUCCCAUUGGAGGAGGAAGGAGCCACAGCAGGUGCUGGGCAGAGGGAAUCCUCGGAGCCCAGCAGGGAACCUCUGCCUUCCUGGAGGCCUCAGCCUGAUGGAGAAGCCAGCCGGAUGGAAGAGGUGGACGGUACCUGGGACCUGGCAGGGGCUGGGCAGAGUGAACGGGGGCCAGCCCCAGCCCCCCGGCGAUCCUCCCAAGGUCCUCUGCCCAGCUGUCCUAGUGAGGACUUCUCCUUCAUCGAGGACACUGAAGUCCUUGACAGUGCCAUAUAUCGGAGCCGUGCCAACCUAGGACGCAAGCGUGGACAUCGGGCGCCGGCCAUCCGGCCUGGGGGUACCCUGGGACUGUCAGAGUUGGCAGACUCUGAUGCGCGUCUGUUCCAGGAUUCAACAGAGCCACGGUCCUCUCGAGUGCCAUCUUCAGAUGAGGAGGUAGUGGAGGAGCCUCAGAGCCGCCGGACACGGAUGUCUUUGGGCACCAAAGGGCUGAAAGUCAACCUCUUUCCUGGCCUGAGUCCUUCAGCCCUGAAGGCUAAGCUUCGCUCUCGGAACCGGUCAGCUGAGGAGGGGGAGGUGGCAGAGAGUAAGUCCAGCCAGAAGGAGUCUGCAGUCCAACGCUCCAAGUCCUGCAAAGUUCCAGGGCUGGGGAAGCCUCUUGCAUUACCUCCCAAGCCAGAGAAGUCCUCAGGGUCGGAAGGAUCAUCACCCAACUGGCUCCAAGCCCUGAAGCUGAAGAAGAAGAGGGUCUGAGGAGUGACCAAGGUUCUUCUCAUUUGGUAGUCUCAGGCAGUGUCUGUUCCUGUGGGGUCCCUGAGGAGGAAAUGGCUGGAGCCCCGCUAAGGCUCAAGCUGCAGCCUCUGUCCUCCCUCUGCCUCUGAGGAGUGUGUGGGAGGCACAUUUAUGCACUUUGUAUCACCUUCCCAACUUCCCCCACACCUUCCCUCCCAACCUAGAUUCCUUCAGUUGUGGAGGUUUUUGUCCUUUCUUUGUUCCCUCCCCUUCUUCCCUCUUUGCUUCCUCCUCUAGCCUCCCAUGGGUUUCUUUUGAUACCAGUUUAUAGCAUUUUUUAUAAAAGCCUUUGAUUUUUGUAAUGGGUGGAGCUCCUACCCAAGCUCUGCCCCAGGUCUCCCCCUACCCUGUUAGGUGCCCCACAGAGACCAAUGACAUUUUGCCACUUGAAACAGUGAAUAAAGUUUUUUGGGAAUUGG
Molecule: messenger RNA, 6223 nt
Organism: Jaculus jaculus (lesser Egyptian jerboa)
Lineage: Eukaryota; Metazoa; Chordata; Mammalia; Rodentia; Dipodidae
Gene: Cnot12
Product: tankyrase 1 binding protein 1
Exons: 12
Coding region: 555-5765 (1736 amino acids)
Biological process (GO): cellular response to ionizing radiation; double-strand break repair
Cellular component (GO): heterochromatin; nucleus
Source: RefSeq, a predicted model, not a curated record